CUGGUGACCUUUGAGGAAGAGGAGGAGGAGGCAGCAGCUGUGCAUUUCACGGAGGAGGAGUGGAUCUCCUGGAUCCGGGCCAAAGCGCUCCGCACAGGGAAGCCAUGGAGGAGAAUUAUGAGAUUGGAGCCUCUUUCAAAUCGGAGCUCAAUUCCUGUUUGGAAGACGGAGAGGAUCUUCUUAUUCAGGUUCCCAAAGAGGAGGAAACCUCAGCAGAACGAGACCUCGCUUCCUGUAAGAAAGAAGGAGAAAGUCUGUUUAUCCAGGUCCCCAAAGAAGUGGAGGAGACCUCAGCAGAGCUAGGCCUCAUUUCCUGUUGGGAAAGAGGAGAAGAAGAAGAUCCACUUAUCCAGGGUCUCAAAGAAGAGGAGGCGGAGACAUCAGCAGAACCAGACCUCAUUUCCUGUUGGGAAGGAGGAGAAGAUCCGGUGAUGCAGGAACCCAAAGAAGAGGAGGAGACCUCAGCAGCUGCAGCUCCUGGAAUUCCAAAUCCCCCUCCCCACUCUCUCCAACAUCGUCUUCAGGAUCCCGAUCCAAAGUCUCGACAGACAGAGUGGUUUCCUGGUGACAGAGAUGGAAGUUCUGGAGACCACCGCAACUCCUCCCCCCUGUCCCUGUAGCCUGUGCUGGUGUUGCACCGAGUAUCCAGGUGGGCAAACCUGGGUCAGAUCAACUCCUCCCAGCUCACCCACCCAGGUCUCAGUAAUGCACACCAAAUUGGCACCUUCAUCCACAAUCAAAUCAUGGAUGAAAGUGGUCUUAUUGUGUAACAGGCCAGUGGGCACAGCAGAUGAGCAACGCGGAACCCAUUCAUGAGAGGAGUGGCAGCAAGGAACAAGGUGCAGAUAGCCUUGCCCUUGUCUUUUGCCGUAAUUCACCACAUCCCCAUGGCUAUAUUACCCUCUACCCAUGAUCACUGAAAUUGGGGUGGCAUCACCCAUGUUCCUCCGUACUAAGACUCCUCCGAAACAGCUGAUGUGGACCCAACACAAGCACAAUAUGUUGCUAUUUCAUCAAUGACUCUAGUUGUUGGAAAAAAGAGGAUGCAUGUUUUCAGCCUGCUAUGUUUAAACCACUUUAUUUAAGGCAAGGUGUUCACGAUCAAUUAAAAACAUAGAGCACA
This is a messenger RNA of Rhineura floridana, 1123 nucleotides long. RefSeq lists its product as uncharacterized. The transcript has 6 exons. The record is from RefSeq and is a predicted model, not a curated record. The coding region runs from base 105 to 620 and encodes 171 amino acids. Lineage: Eukaryota; Metazoa; Chordata; Lepidosauria; Squamata; Rhineuridae.